Messenger RNA from Ictidomys tridecemlineatus (thirteen-lined ground squirrel), 1971 nucleotides. It is a transcript of the gene Btbd6, whose product is annotated as BTB domain containing 6. Gene Ontology annotation, cellular component: cytosol. Gene Ontology annotation, molecular function: protein binding. NCBI's taxonomy places the organism in Eukaryota, Metazoa, Chordata, Mammalia, Rodentia, Sciuridae. Gene Ontology annotation, biological process: neurogenesis. The record is from RefSeq and is a predicted model, not a curated record.
CCCCAGGCCCCGGCGCGGCGCGAGGACGCGCGGCGCGACACCGCCGAACUCGGAGGCCGCCCCCCACGCCCUGCGCACGAAGAUGGCCGCGGAGCUGUACCCGCCAGCUGGAGCGGCCGCUGCCGCUACCGCUACCGCCACCGACAUCGCCAACAGCAACGCCGCUGGCGCAGCCGCGGGCAGGAAAGCCAGCCCGCGCAGCCCGCCCCGCCCGGCGCCAGCCCCGCCACCGCCCGCGCCCGCGCAGCCCGCCCCCGACAACAACAACCCUGAGAGCCCCAACUGGCAGUCCUUCCAUCCGACGCUGCGCGAGAGGAACGCGCUUAUGUUCAACAACGAGCUCAUGGCAGACGUACACUUCAUCGUGGGGCCGCUGGGGGCGGCCAGGCGGGUGCCCGCUCAUAAGUACGUCUUGGCCGUCGGCAGCUCUGUCUUCUAUGCUAUGUUCUAUGGGGACCUUGCAGAGGUCAAGUCCGAAAUCCACAUUCCUGACGUGGAGCCUGCGGCAUUCCUGGUCUUGUUAAAGUACAUGUACAGUGAUGAGAUCGAGUUGGAGGCUGACACGGUGCUGGCGACUCUGUAUGCUGCUAAGAAGUACAUUGUGCCUGCGCUAGCAAAAGCCUGUGUCACCUUUUUGGAGACAAGCCUGGAAGCCAAAAAUGCAUGCGUCCUGCUGUCCCAGAGCCGGCUGUUUGAGGAACCUGAACUGACCCAGCGCUGCUGGGAGGUCAUUGAUGCACAGGCUGAGAUGGCCCUUCGGUCGGAAGGCUUCUGUGAAAUUGACCGGCAGACCCUGGAGAUCAUCGUGACCCGUGAGGCCCUCAACACUAAAGAGGCAGUGGUCUUUGAAGCUGUCUUGAACUGGGCUGAAGCAGAGUGCAGAAGGCAGGGCCUGCCAGCCACCCCACAUAACAAGAGGCACGUAUUGGGGCGAGCCCUCUAUCUGGUCCGAAUCCCAACUAUGACUCUGGAGGAGUUUGCCAAUGGUGCUGCCCAGUCGGACAUCCUGACCCUGGAGGAGACCCACAACAUCUUCCUGUGGUACACAGCUGCCAACAAGCCCCUCCUUGACUUUCCCCUGACCAAGAGGAAAGGCCUUGUUCCACAGAGGUGCCACCGCUUCCAGUCUUCUGCCUACCGCAGCAACCAGUGGCGGUACCGUGGGCGCUGUGACAGCAUCCAGUUUGCCGUGGAUAGAAGGGUGUUUAUAGCAGGUCUGGGCUUAUACGGGUCCAGCUCUGGGAAGGCUGAGUACACCGUAAAGAUUGAACUCAAGCGGCUGGGGAUGGUCCUGGCUCAGAACCUGACCAAGUUUGUGUCGGAUGGAUCCAGUAACACCUUCCCGGUCUGGUUUGAGCACCCAGUCCAGGUUGAGCAGGACACCUUCUACACUGCCAGCGCUGUCUUAGACGGCAGCGAGCUUAGCUACUUUGGGCAGGAAGGGAUGACGGAAGUACAGUGUGGGAAGGUGGCCUUCCAGUUCCAGUGUUCUUCAGAUAGUACCAAUGGGACGGGGGUCCAGGGUGGGCAGAUCCCAGAGCUCAUCUUCUAUGCCUAAGAUUGUGAGGGGCCUAGAGAGGGUGAGCUCCCCAGUAAGUGCAGGGGAGGUGUGGGAUGCUGCCCAGGGCCUGACAUCAAAGGCUUCCCUUUCUUACUCAGCCCAAGUGUGGGAAGCAAGAGCUUUUUCUAUGUGGCCUGAGCCUGGUGGCCAAGUCUUGAGUGUCUCCUAUACACUGGAGUGCACACUGCAGGCAGAGGGCAGACUCGAGACUCAGUGUAGGACCUGGCCAAAUCCUACACUGUGGUGCUCAGGCUUUGGGUACUUGGAUGUGCCUCCCAUCUUUUUUGAUUCCAUGAGGUUCCAAGCUUACCUUGAGACCUUCCCCUUCAAAUCCAAAAACUACUGAAAAGUCACUUAAAGUAGUUCAUCUAUUUAAGUGGAUUUUCAUAAUAAAGGUUUCACAAAACGAA